AUGGAGAUUAGUCUUCCUGAUGAUUGUUUGACUUUCAUUUUUGAAAAACUUGAUUCAAGUAUAGAUCGAGAAUCUUUCGGUCUAACUUGUCAUCGAUUUCUUCAAAUUCAAAACCCAAACCGUAAGUCAUUGGAAUUCGGAUGUUCAUUCUCUCGAUCUAACCUUUCUGAAACCCCAAUCAACAUCGAUUCCUUCAUUCUUGAUAAGUUAAUCAAACGUUUUACACAAUUAAACUCAUUAAACUUAUGUGGGUGUGUAAAUCUUCAAGAUUCCGGUCUAAUCCAACUCAUAAACCACGGAUCAAAACUACACACUCUCUAUCUCGAUUGCUGCUUCAAAAUCACCGAUUCAGGACUUUCCCAUAUUGCCCUCGGGUGUCAAUCUUUAUCCUUCAUUAGUCUUUAUCGUUGCCCUAUAACCGAUAUCGGAUUACAACACUUAUCCAAAUCUUGUUCAUCUCUAAAAGACAUAAAUCUUGAAUGGUGUUCCCAAAUAACCGAUGGUGGAAUCUCCGCCAUCACCACCAACUGCCGCCACCUUCGGGCAGUCAAGAUUUCCCAUUGUGACAAAAUAAAAGGAGUCGGAUUCAACGGGUGUUCUAAAACCCUAGCUUGUUUGGAAGCCGAUUCUUGCAAGAUUGAGCCCGAGGGCAUUUUGGGUAUUUUGAGUGGUGGCGGGCUAGAGUACCUAAACGUAUCUUGUCUUAGUUGGUGUAUCCGGGGCGAUGGGUUAAGAUCAAUUGGUGGUGGAUUUGGGAAGAAUAUUAGGGUUCUUGAUUUUAGGGUUUGUCGAAGUGUUGGUGAUGAGACUGUGAUUGAGAUUGCAAAAGGGUGUCCAAUGUUGCAAGAGUGGAAUUUGUCUUUGUGUAGUGAGAUUGGGGUUUUGGGGUGGGAGUCGAUUGGAGGGUAUUGUGAUGUCGACAGGUUAGUGAGUUGGGGAUUGAGUUGUUUAAGGUUGCGAGGUGGGAUGUGGAAAUUAAGGUUGAAGAAGUUAUGUGUAUCAUGCCGAAACAUUUCUUUAGAUGAUGGUUUUAAAUCGAAAUGUGGAUAG
Molecule: messenger RNA, 1050 nt
Organism: Lactuca saligna
Lineage: Eukaryota; Viridiplantae; Streptophyta; Magnoliopsida; Asterales; Asteraceae
Source: the annotation of a GenBank genome assembly